Messenger RNA from Pongo pygmaeus (Bornean orangutan), 1667 nucleotides. It is a transcript of the gene NKAPL, whose product is annotated as NFKB activating protein like. Gene Ontology annotation, cellular component: nucleus. The transcript has a single exon. Bases 1 to 1170 code for a protein of 389 amino acids. Lineage: Eukaryota; Metazoa; Chordata; Mammalia; Primates; Hominidae. Gene Ontology annotation, molecular function: chromatin binding. The record is from RefSeq and is a predicted model, not a curated record. Gene Ontology annotation, biological process: regulation of gene expression.
AUGGGCUCUCGGAGAAGGCGACGGAGCUCCUCGGGGAGCCCACCAUCCCCGCAGAGCAGAUGUUCCUCUUGGGAUGGCCGUUCCCGCUCUCACUCCCGCGGCCGUGAGGGCCGCAGGCCUCCUUGGAGUGAGUCGGACGUGGGCGCUCUUUACCCCCUUAGUCGCUCUGGGUCGCGAGGGCGGCCCCCAAGAUUCCGCAACUACGCCUUCGCGUCCUCCUGGUCGACCUCGUAUAGUGGAUAUCGCUACCAUCAUCACUGCUAUGCAGAAGAACGGCAGUCAGCGGAAGACUACGAGAAGGAGGAGAGCUAUCGGCAGAGGCGGCUGAAGGAGAGAGAGAGGAUUGGGGAGUUGGGAGCGCCUGAAGUGUGGGGGCCGUCUCCAAAGUUCCCUGAGCCAGAUUCUGACGAACAUACCCCAGUUGAGGAUGAAGAAGAGGUAACGCAUCAGAAAAGCAGCAGUUCAGAUUCCAACUCGGAAGAACAUAGGAAAAAGAAGACCAGUCGUUCAACAAACAAGAAAAAAAGAAAGAAUAAGUCGUCUAAAAGAAAGCAUAGGAAAUAUUCUGAUAGUGACAGUAACUCAGAGUCUGACACAAAUUCUAACUCUGAUGAUGAUAAAAAGAGAGUUAAAGCCAAGAAGAAAAAGAAGAAAAAGAAACACAAAACAAAGAAAAAGAAGAAUAAGAAGACCAAAAAAGAAUCCAGUGACUCAAGCUGUAAAGACUCAGAAGAGGAGUUGUCAGAAGCCACCUGGGUGGAGCAGCCAAAUGUGGCAGAUACUAUGGAUUUAAUAGGGCCAGAAGCACCUAUAAUACAUACCUCUCAAGAUGAAAAACCUUUGAACUAUGGCCAUGCUUUGCUCCCCGGUGAAGGUGCAGCUAUGGCUGAGUAUGUAAAAGCUGGAAAGCGAAUCCCACGAAGAGGUGAGAUUGGGUUGACAAGUGAAGAGAUCGCUUCUUUUGAAUGCUCAGGUUAUGUCAUGAGUGGUAGCAGGCAUCGCAGAAUGGAGGCUGUACGACUGCGUAAGGAGAACCAGAUCUACAGUGCUGAUGAGAAGAGAGCUCUUGCAUCCUUUAACCAGGAAGAGAGACGAAAGAGAGAAAAUAAGAUUUUAGCCAGUUUCCGAGAGAUGGUGUACAAAAAGACAAAAGGGAAAGAUGACAAGUAAUGAUUUGUUGCACAGCAGGACUUUUAACAACAAGAAUUUUACGUGACCAAAAGUGUUAAAAGACUUUACAGUGCUACUGUACUUACCAUAUUAGUAAGUCCCUCAGGAAAAAGCUUCUUUUGAGAUAUCCUUAGCAGCUUAUUUUUUGUUAUUUUAACUUUAAAAAGUAAUAUGUGCACAUGGUUUUAAAAAUAUUCAACCAUUAUAGGAGGAGAGUUAGUAAAAAGUGAAUCUUUCACUUUAGCCCCUGACACCUUUCCCCCCAAAAUAUAUAUUUUUGGUGUCUUAUAUACAGAAUAUACAUUCUGUGCAUAUACAAGGGUAUAUGUUGCAGCGUAAAGAUUAAAAGCUAUUAAAGUUUUUUUUCACUUGUUACUCUGUUUUGCCAUUCAUUUGCCCCAGGGGGACCAAAAGAAGCCCAGAAAGAACAAAGGAUUCAAUCAAGUGUAUACUUCUACUUUCAGUUAACAGACUGGCUUAGAAAAUAGAAAAGAUUU